Messenger RNA from Durio zibethinus, 4170 nucleotides. Lineage: Eukaryota; Viridiplantae; Streptophyta; Magnoliopsida; Malvales; Malvaceae. The record is from RefSeq and is a predicted model, not a curated record.
UUUUUUUUGGUUUUUUGGGCGGCGACAUUUCAUUUAGUUUUAGUAAUACCGUUUUGCUUGUAUGAUCAUUAAAGCAAAUGGGUUUUUAGCAGUUGGUUUGUUAGUUCUGUGAUCAGUGAUUGGCAUGUGAAGUUGAAUUCCAUAAUCUCAUUUUUGUUGUUUGGUUGGUGGGAAUCCCUUAAGAAAAUUAAGAAAAAAAAUGUCGGUGCAAACUUUUAAUUUUCCACAUUUUUCGUUUGAUUUUCUUUUGGAUGUAUCAGAACAACAAUUAAACAAAGUGAAUUUUCUCUAUCAUAUUGCUGGUUUUGGUCAAAUUUGAUUUUUUUUUUAAUAAAGUAUUGGACUUUUGUUUUUUUUCCAUUCUGCUUGGUUGGCAAGAUAGAUAAGAAACAAACCACAUUGGAAUGUGUUAGUUUUUUAUGAAUGAUUUAGUUUGUUAGUUUUUGCUCUUUUGCUUGUGUCUUGGCUUAUUAGUUCUUCAAUUGUAAUCUUGGUGUUAAAUAAACUCUCAAUGGUUGGUUUUAGGUGAAGUAGAAGAAACUAUUAACAAAUGUUCACUCAAGGCCUUGACAAGGAUGCGUUAAGAUGGGUUCGCGAGGGGGGUGUUGCCAAGAACAGAGAUCUUUUCACUAUGAGGAUGACUGCAAGACAGAAACCUGAUUCUAUUCCCAGUUUAAGAAAUGCUGGAUGGCAGUCCGGAUUGCGUCCUUCAGAGAAAUUUCUUAAUGGGCAUUUGUCUCCAAGCGUAAUUCCAGUGUCUCGGGGAAUACCUGUUUGUGGCGAUGAUGGUGGUUCAGGAUCAGACAUGGACAUGUCAUCUGAUUCAGAUGAGCAUCUCUGUGACAGGCAGUACUUGUUCAUUUCAUCUCCGCAAGAUGAUAAGGUGCCAACAGUUGCAGCUGUUACACAUGCUAAGAUGACAGGCAGUGAUGGUGUUGCACCUCAUAGAGAAACAUAUAAUUCUGAUAGUUAUUCUUCUACUAUUACUUCUACGGUAGGUGUUGAAAUAAUAUCUAAACAGGUUUUUCAUAAUGGAGGAUUGCAAAAGACGAAGCCUUAUUUCAAUGAUAGCAUUGUUCAGGAUAACAGCAGGGAUGAGAUCCUCGACCCAUCUGUCAGUACUGCAGAAAGUGGAGUCAAUGAAUCUGCUAGUAUUUUACCCUCUCGUCGCCCCAUCUUUCAUGCAAGUGGGCUUGGUCCAUGGUGUGCAGUGCUGUCUUAUGAUGCAUGUGUUCGUUUAUGCUUAAAUUCAUGGGCCAAAGGUUGCACGGAAGAAGCUCCCUACUUCUUGAAUAGAGAAUGUUCACGGUUGCGGAAAGCAUUCGGUUUACAUCAGGUAUUAUUGCAACCAGAAGAAGAGCUCUUGGCAAAACGAUCUUCUGAGUUAGUUAGUGAGGCAGCAGCUCCUAAAUCAAAGAAGUCCAUUGGAAAAAUGAAAGUGCAAGUGCGUAAAGUAAAAAUGGGUUUAGAUCCUCCUCCUGGCUGCAACAUUCCUAUUUUAAAGAUAGAAUCACUUCAUCAACAUUUCUCCAAAGUAAAUUCAAUGUUGUAUUCUGGAUGGGAAGCUCUUCGAAAAGUUCAUGUGACACACAAUGCUCCUGCAAAUGGUUCUCUUUCAAGGCAAAGCCUAGCUUAUCUGCAGACAAGCAGCCAGUAUAUAAAAGAGGUAUCCAAGCUCUUGAAAACUGGAGUGACUACUUUGCGCAGCAAUUCAACAUCAUUUGAAGUAGUUCCAGAAACAUAUUGUUGCUUGUUGAAAUUGAAAAGUUCAUCUGAAGAGGAUGUGAUCAGAAUGCAACCAGGUUCCAGUGAAACUCAUGUGUUCUUACCUGAUGGUCUUGGUGACGAUUUGAUUGUCAAAGUUCAUGACUCCAAGGGGCAGUAUUGUGGUCAUGUCCUAGCACAAGUGGUUUCUGUUGCUGAUGACCCUGGUGACAAGCUUCGAUGGUGGCCAUUAUAUCGUGAGCCAGAACAUGAACUUGUUGGCAGAAUUCAGCUGUAUAUACACUAUUCAACCCGUCAAGAGGAGAAUAAUCUCAAGUGUGGUUCCAUUGCAGAAACUGUGGCAUAUGAUUUUUUGUUGGAAGUUGCAAUGAAAGUUCAGCACUUUCAGCAAAGAAAUUUGUUGCUAGAUGGCCCUUGGAAGUGGUUGGUGAAUGAAUUUGCAUCAUACUAUGGAGUGUCAGAUGCCUAUACCAAGUUAAGAUACCUUUCUUAUGUCAUGGAUGUGGCUACACCAACUGAAGACUGCCUUACAUUGAUACAUGAUUUACUAUCUCCUGUGAAGGGCAAUAGCAAGCACAAGUUAAGUCACCAAGAAAACCGCAUCCUAGGGGAGAUUGAGGAUCAUGUCCAGAAGAUUUUAACUACGAUCUUUGAGAAUUACAAGUCAUUAGAUGAAUCAUCGCCAUCAGGGAUGAUGGAUGUUUUCAAGGCUGCCACUGGAUCACCACCUCCUGCCUUGGUACCUGCUGUCAAGCUCUAUGGCCUAUUGCACGAUAUAUUAAGUCCUGAGACACAACUGGAGUUCUGCAGAUGUUUUCAGGCUGCUGCAAAAAAGAGGUCAAGAAGGCACCAGGCUGAAACAGAUGAGUUCAUUUUGAGCAAUAAUAACAGUGCAUUGAUGGAUCCCAUGACUCUUUCAACUUCUUAUCAGAAGAUGAAAUUUUUAAUUUUGAGUAUCAAGAAUGAAAUUUUCACAGAUAUAGAGAUCCACAAUCAGAAUGUUCUUCCUAGUUUUAUAGACCUGCCAAAUCUUUCUGCACCCAUAUACAGCGCGGAUCUUUGCAAUAGAUUGAGAGAAUUUCUUGUUGGAUGCCCCCCUCCUGGCCCCUCUCCUGCUGUAAUUGAACUUGUUAUUGCGACAGCAGACUUUCAAAGAGAUCUGUCUUCCUGGAAUAUUAAACCUGUAAAAGGGGGAGUUGACGCAAAAGAGUUGUUUCACUCUUAUAUAACCAGUUGGAUUGAAGAGAAGCGCCAUUCUUUACUUGAUUCAUGCAAACUAGAUAAGGUUAAGUGUUCUGGUAUUAAAACACAACAAACAACAGCUCCUUUCAUUGAUGAUAUGUAUAAUCAGCUAAUGGAGACAUUGAAUGAAUAUGAAAUUAUCAUUUUCCGCUGGCCAGAAUUCACUAUCAUCUUGGAAAAUGCUAUUGCAGAUGUUGAAAAAGCCAUUAGUAAAGCUUUGGAAAGGCAGUAUGCUGAUGUUCUAGCUCCACUGAAGGACAGCCUUGCUCCUAAGAUAUUUGGCAAAUAUCUUCAGAAAUUCACCAAAGGAAUAGCUGGCACCUACAUUGUUCCAGAUGACUUGGGAGUUCUUUUGAAUUCCAUGAAGAGGAUACUUAAUGUACUUCAUUCCAAGAUAGAAUCCCAGUUCAAAUCAUGGUGUUCUUGCACUCCACCUGGUGAAACUGCAAUCCCAGGUGACCGUCUCAGUGAAAUUACGGUGAUGCUAAGGGCUGACUUCAGAAACUAUAUUCAAGCAAUAGUGGAGAAACUUGCAGAGAAUACAAGAGUUCAAAGUGCAACGAAAUUGAAGAAGAUAAUCCAAGACUCAAAGGAAACUGUUGUUGAGUCAGAUGUAAGAAGUCGAAUGCAGCCUUUGAAGGAUCUCCUGAUAAAGACAAUAGAGAACCUCUAUUCUGUCUUUGAACCUCAUGUGUUCGUAUCCAUCUGUCGAAGUUUCUGGGAUCGGAUGGGCCAGGAUGUACUACACUUUUUGGAAAAUCGAAGAGAAAACAUGUCCUGGUAUAAGGGCUUAAAGAUAGCAAUUUCUAUUUUGGACGAAAUCUUUGCAUCACAGAUGCAGAAGUUGCUUGGGAAUGCACUCCAGGAAAAAGAUUUGGAGCCACCUCAAUCUGUGAUGGAAGUGCGUUCUAUGUAUGCGAGGAUUUUGUAAAUUACAAGAACUAUGAUAACUAGCUCUAUUCUCCUGUACAGAUUAGUUGAAAAGAAAAACUCGUUUUGACAUUAUUACACUGCUAAAGGGAAGACAAACAACAGAAGUGAAAGAGAGAGUACAGAGGCAGAUGGUUUUGCAUAAAUUUUGAUCAUGUUUUUAACAAUUUUGUAAAGGUUUCACGCCAUGGCCUUCGUGGUGAUCAUUUCUUUGCCUUUUUUAUUGAAAAUAUAGAAAUUUUGGUAACUCAACAGUGUUAUAUCCAUUGUGAA